Messenger RNA from Chroicocephalus ridibundus (black-headed gull), 817 nucleotides. Its product is annotated as cystatin-like. The record is from RefSeq and is a predicted model, not a curated record. Gene Ontology annotation, molecular function: cysteine-type endopeptidase inhibitor activity. Gene Ontology annotation, cellular component: vesicle; cytoplasm. The coding region runs from base 56 to 481 and encodes 141 amino acids. The transcript has 3 exons. Lineage: Eukaryota; Metazoa; Chordata; Aves; Charadriiformes; Laridae.
CCGCCGGCCUUAAAAUGGCGGCGGCCGCCGUGGGGUGGUGGUAGAGUGCGCAGCCAUGGCGGGAGAGAAGGGUUGCUUGAUGCUGCUGGCCGCUGCCCUGCUGCUCGUCGGCGCCGUGGUGGGCGCCCAGGACCGCCCGCGGCUCGUGGGGGCCCCGGUGACCAUCGACGAUGCCAACAACGACGAGGGCCUGCAGCGGGCCUUGGAGUUCGCCAUGGCGGAGUACAACAGGGCCAGCAACGACAUGUACUCCAGCCGGGUGGUGCGGAUCAUCAGCGCCAAGAGGCAGAUUGUGGCUGGAAUCAAGUACACAAUAGAAGUUGAGGUUGGCCGGACAACUUGCCCCAAGCCAGCAAAUGAUCUCCAGAGCUGUGCUUUCCAUGAUGCACCGCAGAUGGCUAAGCACACCAUUUGCAACUUCGUAGUGUACACUGUUCCUUGGCUAAACCAAAUCAAACUACUGGAGAGUAACUGCCAGUAAGCCUACCUUGGUUCCAGCGGAGACCAGCAACCAGUUGCUCAGAUUUAAAAGAAAAAAAAAAAGCAAUAACACAAAUUGAGAUGGGCUUUAUCAAUGCCUGUUAACUCAAAUACUUAGGUAUGCUUGUGCUAUGCAAGUUAAACUAUGUAACUUUCCUCUAAAGUACAGUGUGAUCUCAACUUUAUUCUUUGUAACUGCAUUUUAGAGCAGCUGUUUUGGUCUUCCUACAGCUUUCCCAAUAAAGUAACUCCAACAUCAGAAUGCUGAUUUAAAAAAAAAACAACACUUGGUUUCCCUGUUAAGUGACUAAUGUAAACAUGAAAACUUAAUUAAUAA